UAUAUAAUUUGGAUUUUUUGUAACUAAUGUGUUGAUAGAAUGUUGUUUGUUACAUUGUUGCAUAGGUCUAUUGCUGUUUUUGUGCUAAACAAAGCCAAACAGUGGACCUCAGCCUGCCUGUGGCUUGUUUGUUUGUUGCCUUUGACUGCGAGCUUAUAACGCGACCCUUGUCACAUGACCCUGAGCAGCCUGUUCCUCCCUUCCGCCACCCCUCCAUGCUGGAAUAGUGUACAGCCCGUGGCCCGCUGCUGGAACCCGAUUGUGUCCUGGGGGCGCUUCAGCUCAGGGAUUACCAGAGAGCUGCUCGUCCACAUUCAUUCCUACCGCUCACUCACGCUUAUCAGCAUCAAUCUGACACUUUAUUUAUCUGACACUGCACUCAGUUCUGCUUUGCUAAGAGAAAAACUCACAAAAAAGUCCCCCUCCAUCAGCACUUUUCUUUGUGGGAGCAGGGGUGCAGCUUUUAGUGGCCUGUCCGGCCCAUCCUAAUCCUCAGUCCCAGCCCAGUGACCAGAGCUACGGCCUGUGUUUGUCAUCCAGCACAGUGCCGAGCCUCAUCGUUGUCUCUCUCUGCUCCAUGUCGAUUUGAGUUUUGUGGGGUCUGAUCGCUUCCCUUUCUUACCCAGCUGUUCCCAUGUCACUUGUGACUGAACCUUGAGAGACGUACUAGACGGAUAGUCGCUGUGGCUGUUUUAGUGUUUUAAGUGUGAGCGAGUCUGUUUUUGUGGAUUCUGUCAGUGUUCAUUUGAGAUUUACUGACUAGUGAAGUGCUGAAGAAAAUGGCUUCGUUUAAGCUGGAUUUUCUGCCAGAGAUGAUGGUGGACCAUUGCAGUUUGAGUUCCAGCUCAGUAACCAAGAAGAUGAAUGGGUCUCUGGACCACCCAGACCAGCCCGACAUUGAUGCUAUAAAGAUGUUUGUGGGUCAGAUCCCCCGGACGUGGUCAGAGGAUCAGCUGCGUGAGCUGUUUGAGCCCUAUGGCGCAGUUUAUGAAAUCAAUGUUCUUCGGGACAGGAGUCAGAACCCCCCACAGAGUAAAGGUUGUUGUUUUAUCACGUAUUACACCCGUAAAUCUGCAUUAGAAGCACAAAAUGCCCUUCACAACAUGAAGAUUCUUCCAGGGAUGCAUCAUCCCAUACAGAUGAAGCCUGCAGACAGUGAGAAAAACAAUGCGAUAGAAGACCGAAAGCUGUUUGUUGGAAUGAUUUCAAAGAAGUGCAAUGAGAAUGACAUAAGGCUCAUGUUUUCUCCAUACGGCCAAAUUGAGGAGUGCCGCAUACUGAGAGGCCCUGACGGACUGAGCCGUGGCUGUGCCUUCGUCACAUUCACAGCGAGACAGAUGGCCCAGUCUGCCAUCAAAUCCAUGCACCAGUCACAGACCAUGGAGGGCUGUUCUUCUCCCAUUGUGGUAAAGUUUGCAGACACGCAGAAGGAUAAAGAACAGAAACGUAUCACCCAACAGCUGCAGCAACAGAUGCAACAGCUCAAUGCUGCCUCCAUGUGGGGAAAUCUCACAGGACUGAACUCACUAGGGCCACAGUAUCUUGCACUUUAUUUGCAGCUUCUACAACAGUCUGCAUCCUCUGGAAAUGCGCUCAACAAUCUCCAUCCAAUGUCAGGUCUGAAUGCCAUGCAGAAUCUGGCUGCAUUGGCGGCGGCAGCAAGUGCUACGCAGGCCACCCCUACAGGUAGCAGUGCUCUGACCACUUCCAGCUCCCCUCUCAGCGUCCUCACCAGCUCAGCGGGUUCCUCUCCCACCUCCAGUACUAGUUCUUCUGUGAACCCUAUGGCGUCUUUAGGUGCUCUUCAGUCUCUUGCUGCGGGUGCUGGAGCAGGUCUCAACAUGAGCUCCCUAGCAAGCAUGGCUGCUCUGAAUGGUGGUCUGGGCAGCGGAGGUCUCUCGAACGGCUCGGGCAGUGCUAUGGAGGCUCUGACUCAGGCAGCCUAUUCUGGGAUCCAGCAGUAUGCCGCUGCCGCUCUGCCCAACCUCUACAGUCAGAGUUUACUGUCCCAGCAGAACGUCAGUGCCGCUGGCAGCCAGAAGGAAGGCCCCGAAGGAGCAAACUUGUUCAUCUACCAUCUGCCACAAGAGUUUGGUGAUCAGGAUUUGCUGCAGAUGUUUAUGCCUUUUGGCAAUGUGAUCUCUGCCAAGGUCUUUAUUGACAAACAGACCAACCUUAGCAAGUGUUUUGGCUUUGUUAGUUACGACAAUCCAGUUUCGUCCCAGGCGGCCAUUCAGUCAAUGAACGGUUUUCAGAUUGGGAUGAAGCGGCUGAAGGUGCAACUUAAACGAUCCAAAAAUGACAGCAAGCCAUACUGAGUGAUUUUACUCUCAAAUGGACUUGGUUUGAAAUUGUUUUUCUGGUAAGUGGAGUGUGACGUUGCAAAGUUAGAAUGACCCCACCCACCCUUAACACCCGCCUUUCCUAAUCCUCCUUUUACUUCUCUGGCCUUUCCUACACACCUUCUCUCUUAACCUUCAAAACAAAGACAACAUGCAAAUUGUUAAGAAUUUGUUCCAAGGAGUAAAGAGUUCAAUUUUGUUUUCCACAUUUAUAGAUCUAAUUGUUUUGUUGAUCUUUUAUUUUCCCUUGCGUCUUUUUUAUUUUUAUUUUGGUGCCAUAUUACAAGUUUGCUGUGUAUAAAUCUUGCAUCAAAGGAUGUUGCACAAUGAAAGCCAGCCUGUGUGACUGCUUUCAGUCCCUGUAGAUGUCCUCCUGUGUUUACACUAGACUCUUGUAGUACAUUCGGACAGUGUAAUGCUGAUGCCUCCUACAAUGCUGCCUUUCUAGAAAACGAAGGAGGCUUGCUGCAUCAGUGCAAAAGAUAAUCAGUCAGUCACCUGAAUAUUGUUUUGAGCAUCUGGAAGGUCAGGCUGCACUCCACUAGACUCCGUUUUCAUGGAUGCCUUUUUAUUUCAUUCAUGUAUUUAUUUCACUAAUUUAUUUAUUUAUUUUUAAUGUAUCUUUGUCUUUACAUUGACGGUGAUGUAACAUUGCUUCAAAGUGUGUUUUAUGUAUUCUGUUGGAGGGCUUAGCUAAAAACAGUGAUGUUGAUGCUUUGUUUGUUUUUAAUCACAUUCAUAUUUUUACAUUCUAAAAGGACAAACACUAAGCAAGGGUAUUAUAUCACAUGUUGGUUCAUAGAUGGUGGUUAAUCAUUCAGUAUUGCUAGUUUGCAGGAGAUGCUACACUUACUCUCAGGACAUUCUCCCCAUUCUGUCAGACCAAAACUUCUCGCCUAUUAUUCUACUCGCCUGGUACAUGAACAUUUCUAAAGAAUAUGUAUAAGAAUAUGAAAUAAGUGACGGAGUGCUUCAUUUCAGUUCACCUAUCCUUUCUUAAAGCCUCAAAUGAAAACGAAACUUUUUUUGACCCAAGAUUUUUGAUGAAGAAUCACAUUAUGGUAGCACAUAUGGUUUUAAAAUGGCAUUUGUAUUGAUUUUUUUUUUAGCAAAGACACAAUCUACAACACGCUUUUUACUUUGAUGGUCAUUUGAUACGUUAUCCUACGCCUCAAUUGAGGAGGUUGCCGUUGAAGCUUUUAGCAAUAUUUGCAUUCUGGAGAGGAGUGAGAGACGAUACUGCCAAGAAAAGAAAGAAAGAGGGAAGUUUACAAUUGCUGAAUUCACAGCCGCUUAAUUUGAGUCCGAAUAAUUUGAACCGAAAUUUCCUAACUUUGGUGGCAAGUGUUCAAGAAGUAUUUUAUCUCUGUGUUUGCAGGUGGUCUCUUGUACCCUGGUGUAUGGAGACUCGUCCUGCAAUCCUAUUCUAGUUUGUAUUUCUUGCUUCGGUUGAUCAUGGCAGUAAAUAAGUGUUCAAAUCCUAAUCAAAUGUUAAUGCCAAUCUGGGUCCUGCAGGGUCAUGAGGUAAGAUUGUUUUUAUGGCAACUGAGAAGAAAACGUUAUCCAGAUAGUGUAUAUUACUUAACUAUUAUGCCUUUUUCUAUUUUUAUAGAGGUUUUAUAAUAUUGCCUAAAUAAUUUCUCUGAAUUAAAAUGGUUGUUUAAAAAAAAAAAUCAACUUAAAAGAUUCAACAGUGUUUUUGUAGAAUCCUAAUGUGAAGUUUUGUGGAUAUAUUCACCGAUUGUUUAAACAAUCUGAUGUGUGGCCCUUUUCACUCGUAGUGGCGUCUGUUUAGUCCAACAAAAAAAAUAUAUAUAAUUUUUUUUUGUACUAUUUUUAAUUUUUUUAUUUAUUUAUUUUUUUUUAGUCUGAGGCAAAUCCAUGGUUCAGUCUAAAGUUUAUACUUCGUGUAAUAUCUCUAAACUAAGUACAUCAUUUACAUGUGUAGUGACGAAUGCUGAAAUGUUAUCAGAAGUCAUUUGUUUCAUUUCCUCACAACAUAACUUGAGCUCGGAGAGUGGCAAUUAGUGAAAAUUGUAUAUUUUAGACUAUUUUCUUUUGUUUUGCCAUUUACCUCACUAUUGUGGUCACUGUUCGACACGCUUGUAUUUAUUAACGGUGCUUUUUUAUUUUCUUUGAUUAUUUGCAAAUAAGCCAAUUCUUGUUAACCUCACUAUCUAUUAUGAACGAGUGCAGACACUCAUCUCAGUCCGGUGUGGAAACGAGUGUGCCACCAUCUGGCAACUUGUACAGAGAUGCCGGUCUGUACGCCUAUCAGUUUGUUUCAUACAUUAGAGACGCUUUAGACUGAACCCAGGUGUGAAGCGCUUAGAUGCUAGUGCAGGGAACGUCCACUCCCUGAUCUGUGCCUCUGUUAAAAUAAACACAUGAUUUACAUGCAUUACAAAACCAUUUAGUGGAAGAAAAAUGGGAGUGCAACACAAAUCACCAUUUUGAGCAAUCCAAAGAUUCUCGUGAACUUGUUCUAGGCAGGGAUUUUUGUUUGUUAGGCAGAAUUUUUUUCAUAGUUUUGUUCCUUUUUAUCCGGAGCAGAUUGCCUGGCGUUUGUGCAGAGGUCUGCGGAUUUGUGCGCCUUAAAACAGCUCACAAGUGCAGAGUCGUUCCACGAAUGUGCCAAACACAUCGAGUCUUAAAUUUCUGUAUACGUUUAAUGAUGAUACUCUGUGUCCCAUCAUGUUGUUGUCCUUCACGGAGUUCAAUGUAGCUAAAUUGUAUCCAUUUGUGUUUCCCAUGACGGGUGUUUUGUGAAUAAGAACCAGUAUGAGCAGCUCCAAAUAUGCAUUAUUCCACAGUCCCUCACAAUUCAAAAUUGAAGCACAAAAUAAAAGGACUUUCACUAAAGAGCUGAAACGUUGAAGCACAAUUUUUCUUUUUGUUUCUCUCUCUUUCCCUUGGUCUAAAAUCGAAAUGCAGUUGUGAGAAACAUUUGAAAUGUUGUCGUCGUAGCUGUAGUAGGCAAGUUGUGUUGUCUCUCUCGGUGUUGUCGUUGAUGUUUAAUGUUAUUCCCUUUGUUCACUAUUGGCACGGUGCUUAUCUCUCCAUCUUUCUUCCCACUUUUCUUCGUUUCCUGUGUUGCAUUCAAUGUUUUGUGUUUAGAUGAUGUGUGCACCUUUGAAAGCCCCCUUCUCAUGCAAACAUAAUCAUUCAUGAUUUUCUUUUUCAUCCCCUCUCCUUUUUCCAUUGUGCUUUAACCUAGGUUUAUUCGUUUUUUUGUUUUGUUUUGUUCUAGAUGUGCCCGUUUGUCAUCGUUUGCCUAGCAUGUCGAUGUGACGUCAAAAGUUCAUCGUCCAGUCCGUUGUCCUCUUCGCUUCUCUGACGCUUGAAAUUUCACACUUGACCUUUUUGUUAACUUUUGACGCUUAUUGAUUACUUAAUUUGUUUCUUUGUGUGAUGUUCAUUUGUCAUUUGUGCUGCCAAUAGGGAGCGUUAGAAAGACUGCUAAAAGUGUAAAAAGUUUCUUGAAAAUUGUUCUGAGCAAAGAGUCUAUUUUUCUAGAACGUACAAACAUAACCACUAGAUUUUUGCAGAAGCUUUUCAUUUUUCAGAUUUUGUUCUUUAUUGAUUUUUAUCGUUUUCCAGCAGUCUUCCUAGUGCUUCUAAUUGUACUCCUUUUUGAUUUUUGUUUUUCUUCUCAAAGCAGCCAUUCAGUUUUAUAGAAUCACUUUUGUGUGUUCAAGUGUGGGUGUGUUUCCCUCUUUCUCUCACUUGUUAGUUCUAAACCUUUUAGAGGAUGUUUUCGUCACAUUUUGCUGAAAUCGAGGAUAAACUUUGUAAUUUUGUGUUAGGUUAGUUGGCAUGAUGUAAUUUUGGGAGUAUCUAUUAACAGAGUGACAUUACAAUAGACACUUGAAUUGCCUUUUUCUUCUUUGUGUGUCGAGCCAACACAGGCACGUUUUUCAUUUCCUUAUUGUGUGAAAAUCAGGAUUAGUCUGAAAUAAUGCAUAGAAUGAGCAGAGUGGAAUUUCUUGUCACAGGUAAAUAUUAAGCGUGCAUGUUUUUUUUUUUUUUUUUUUUUUUUUUUUUUUUUGUAAGUGCACUGAAAUCCUCAGCAAAAUGUGAUCUAGUUCUGUUUCAAAAAGUCAAGGAAGUGACUUAAAAAUAAAGUGGUGCCAAAAGUUUUGCAUGUUGCUGUUGGUUACAUUUACAGCAUGUAAUUUUUACUGCUGCAAUGACAUGUGGUCUCAUUUUGAUGGUUUACGAUUUAAAAAAAAACAAUACAGUGUAUGUUUAGGUUAUGGGUCAAAAAUUGAAGUGGGUUUCAAAUGAGUCCUUUGAGAUAAAUUGUGCCUACGACAGCUAAAACAUGCUCUUCUUGAUGUUGUUCAGUUAAUGAAAAUGUGGUACAACCUUAUAGUUGGACUGUUUUACAGAGCUUGCAAGCAUUUUUUUUCUUUCCCAUUCUGACAUCUGUAUAAGUUGUGAAGUGUGAUUGGUAGAGCUCAACUGCAGCUUUGCCCCCUUAGCCUUUAGUUUAAAGGCAUAUCUCCACAAAUGAAGAGCUACAUUUUGGAAGUUUUUUUUUUUUUUUUUAAAGAUGUAUAAUUUGGGGGUUGAGGUGGUUGUUUUCUAUUUAGAUUUUAAGCUGCUGUUUUGUGAGUUUAAAUGUACUCUGAGAAAAUUUCCUGUGGGAUGUUUGUCAUUACUGGUACAGAGUGAUUGUAUUUAACAUUUAAGAUUUGUACAGAUUUUGCCUUUUCUACUCCAUAAGUUGUUUCAUAAUGUAAAUCCCAGUAAGUAGAAGCAUGUAGACCGUAACACCAUGACCAAACAUCAACCUGUACAAAGUAACCAAAAUGCAAACAAAAAUCAACUCCACAAAACAGCCUUUAACUGAAUUAAGAUGUUUUUAGUCGUUUUGUCAUUUAAGUUGUGUGUGGUUUUCAUUGGAAGUGUAGAGAGUGCAGAAUUGAUUAAAUGUCUGAAACAAAUGUGUUGUAUAAGGUUGGUUAAGGAUUUCACGCUACUGUCUCUACAGAAAUCUAGCAAAAUGGACACCCAUGAAGCAGUCAUCUGGUAGUUUAUCUUUAGUUUAUGUAUGAUUAAACUGUUUGAAAACAUUCA
Molecule: messenger RNA, 7424 nt
Organism: Cyprinus carpio (common carp)
Lineage: Eukaryota; Metazoa; Chordata; Actinopteri; Cypriniformes; Cyprinidae
Product: cugbp, Elav-like family member 1
Exons: 13
Coding region: 780-2318 (512 amino acids)
Biological process (GO): mRNA splice site recognition; regulation of alternative mRNA splicing, via spliceosome
Cellular component (GO): nucleus; ribonucleoprotein complex; cytoplasm
Molecular function (GO): mRNA 3'-UTR binding
Source: RefSeq, a predicted model, not a curated record